Messenger RNA from Aspergillus japonicus CBS 114.51, 2159 nucleotides. RefSeq lists its product as uncharacterized. The record is from RefSeq and is a predicted model, not a curated record. Lineage: Eukaryota; Fungi; Ascomycota; Eurotiomycetes; Eurotiales; Aspergillaceae. The transcript is spliced from 3 exons. Bases 96 to 2159 code for a protein of 687 amino acids.
CACCGCCAGCCCAGCUUUUCAUAUGAAGCUACAGAGUACCUAGCCAUAGCACGUUCCACCCUCGACAUGCAGCACCGUAAACCCCUCCCCAUACUAUGGACGGAGCCAGCGCUGUGCUCGCCUUCGCCCAGUUGGGCCUCAGCCUCGCGACCACCCUGAACACCUACAUCGCCGACGUGCGUCACGGCCGCGAUGACAUCGCCAACCUCGCCAACGAGAUCGAGGCCACCGUCUCGCACGCCCAGGAGCUUGACCGCAUCAUCCAGGAGAACAAAACCACAGCUCGCUGGAGCGCCCACGGGCUGUUUUUGGCCAAGAAGUGUCUUCAGGAUUGCCAGGAUGUGAUCCAGCGGCUAUCGAGGCUGCUCCGCCGCUCGGGAGGUGGGGGCACGAUGCCCGCGGCGGCGGCCGGGGGUAGAUCCGUUCUCCCUGGCACAACCACCACCACCACCACCACGUCGGCGAGCGACACAACGAGCGACAGUCGGACGCUGGUCUCGCGCACGGAAAUCGAUGUGUCACUUUUUGGCCGCCUCUCUUGGCCGUUGUUCAAGCCCCAGCUGCAGUUUCUGAAGCAGGAGCUCCAGAAGAUUAAGAUCGAGAUGCUGCUGGCGCUGAGUACUUACCAGGCUAGUUCCACGUCGAAAGAGGAAGACCGGAAGGCGAUCGUCGAGCGCAUCAUCGCGCUGUGGCGGUCGCGCACCGUCGCGCGCCGCGAGCUCGUUCUCUGUGGGCGUAGACUUGAGCGCGUGAACCGCCCUGGAUACGGGAAUGAUCCUAGACAGAAUGGGCGGUUCACUACCUAUAUUCGCGAGGAACGGAAUGAGGAACCCGCGCACGAUAUGCCAGGGACUAGAGGCAUCUCGCCAGACGACCCCGACCGCGCGUAUGCUCGUCACCGCGGCCGGCGUCCGACGCGAGAUGUGCCUGAGGAUUUUGAGAAAGAGCGACCGUACAUGCCUGGCGAUGAGCUCUAUCGAGAAGCUACGUUUGAUAUCCCUGGCGAUGUCAGCACCGAGCGAUAUGGGCCGCCAUACGCUCCGGACCCCGAGGACUCGGGGAAGAAAAACCCACUGAAGCAAGCCAUCGACUAUGCCCUAAAGUUUGCGCUGGCACCGGAGGAUGAUUCUCCAGCUGCGCAGCAAAGAAUCUCGUCGCUAUGGAGCAGAUACAAAGGAGACCCAGUGGCAUUGAGACAACUCCUAAGAAUGGUCAACACCGUCCCAUCGUCGCAACCCACCCCUAAAAUCCCACUCAUCCUGCAAGACCCCACCGCCGCAGACGGCCUCGCCUUCACCUGGUCCCUCCUCAUCACCAAGAACCCGGUCUCCUACACCGUCCACCCAGUCGACUACCCCCUCCCGCAGCUCAUGAAGCGCCUCGCUCGCGAAGAGCAAAAAUCAGCCCCAUCCGGAACCCUGCCCCUCGACGCGUACGCAACCCUAACAACCCUGCCCUCGGGAUACCAGAGCAUGAUCAGCAACUGGCUCAUCCCCAACCCCUCCGCGCGCCACCACUGGAUGCUUCUCGUCCUGGACCCGGUGUACCCACCACCCGCAAAGGACACCAGAACCUGGCGUCAGCGUCUCAAACUCUCCCGCCCAGGUCCACCGCAAGACCACCCCCGCGAACCGGCAAGUGUGCUCGCCGUCUUCAAACGCUGCACGCAAGCGGAUCCUCGCGGCGGCAGCUCCCGCGCGGAGUUCAGCGCCUCGACCAAAAGAUUGCUGGGCUCAGUCACCCCAGCCGUAGCGGGGGCACUGAUCGCGGCACUGCGGGAACGCGCUCGGGACCGUCGGGGAGCCCGAUCGCCUGCUUCCCGCAGCCCUUCGCGGCCGCGGUCCAGAUCUCGGUCGCGAGUCUACGAGCGUGGGCCGUACCCGAUGGACGGCGACGGUCCGGGUGCCCGGCCGCGAUACCGGUACAGGCCGCGCGAGCGCAGCUAUGAGCGUGAGGCGCGGCCUAUGCGCGCCGAGGACCCUCGGGCGGGCCCGGUGCCCGAGCCGCGGGUAUACGCUGAGGAGGUGACGGAUGAUUCAGAGGGAGAGGUGAGUGGGGACGAAGGGGGGACAAAGGCCGAGUUGGCGGAUCGGAUUAUGACGCGGUAUACGGGGCAUUUGGUGGCGCGGGAUGGGAGGAAGGAGGAUGGGGGAGGAUGA